AUCUCACGUAUCUCAACUAACUCGCUCUCCCCUCUCUGAAGUUUGAAGUUUUGGUUUGUUUCAAGAGAAAAAAGAAGGAAAUUUCCGAUGGCCCCUAAAGCCGACAAGAAGCCAGCGGAGAAGAAGCCAGCGGAGGAGAAGAAAUCCACGGUUGCGGAGAAGGCUCCGGCCGAGAAGAAGCCAAAAGCCGGAAAGAAGCUCCCGAAGGAAGGCGGAGCCGUUGCCGGUGAUAAAAAGAAGAAGCGGACCAAGAAGAGCGUUGAGACGUAUAAGAUCUACAUAUUCAAGGUGCUCAAGCAGGUCCAUCCCGACAUUGGGAUCUCAAGCAAGGCUAUGGGGAUCAUGAACAGUUUCAUUAACGACAUCUUCGAGAAGCUCGCCCAGGAGGCUUCGCGGCUGGCCAGAUACAACAAGAAGCCUACGAUCACCUCCCGGGAGAUCCAGACCGCAGUGCGCCUCGUGCUGCCUGGUGAGUUGGCUAAGCACGCCGUCUCUGAAGGGACCAAGGCCGUCACCAAAUUCACUAGCUCUUGAAUUGUACGGUUGUAAGGUUAGGGUUUGUGGCGAAAUUGGGGGGUGAAAGUUAGGGUUAGGGAUAGGGUUUCGCAUUAUUCUCUAUGCCUUCAUCCCCCUUUUUUUUUUUCUUUUAAUCUUUUGCUUUGAAGUAGAAGAUGUACGUGGGGAUGUAAGUACCUUAUAUGCUUUAAGAUGGAAUGGAAAAGCUUAUGUUUUUACCAAAUUAUCUGUUUUUCUUUUAGUUUAUUUAUUUUUUAUGGUAAUUUCAGUGAGACUAUAACUUCUCUAAAAUUCUCCCGCUGUGUGUUUUUCUCGUAAGCGGGGACUAAUCGGGAUAUCAUUGUAAGCUUGGUUUGUUUGAGCGGGGGACAAUGUCAUAAUUGUAUCGUUCUAUCGGUGCUGUUCAAUGUAAGCAUUGUUCGUUUGAUUUU
Juglans regia (Persian walnut) is the source of this 947-nucleotide messenger RNA. RefSeq names its product probable histone H2B.1. Gene Ontology annotation, biological process: nucleosome assembly. The record is from RefSeq and is a predicted model, not a curated record. Bases 88 to 534 code for a protein of 148 amino acids. The transcript has a single exon. NCBI's taxonomy places the organism in Eukaryota, Viridiplantae, Streptophyta, Magnoliopsida, Fagales, Juglandaceae. Gene Ontology annotation, cellular component: nucleosome. Gene Ontology annotation, molecular function: structural constituent of chromatin; protein heterodimerization activity; DNA binding.